Messenger RNA from Hyalella azteca, 816 nucleotides. Its product is annotated as soluble scavenger receptor cysteine-rich domain-containing protein SSC5D-like. The record is from RefSeq and is a predicted model, not a curated record. The transcript is spliced from 4 exons. NCBI's taxonomy places the organism in Eukaryota, Metazoa, Arthropoda, Malacostraca, Amphipoda, Hyalellidae. Bases 1 to 816 code for a protein of 271 amino acids.
AUGGUACGUCCUCUCCCUACCCUCAAUCCUCUCCCUACCCUCAGUCCUCUCCCUACCCUCAGUCCUCUCCCUACCCUCAAUCCUUUCCCUACCGUCAGUCCUCUCCCUACCCUCAGUCCUCUCCCUACCCUCAGUCCUCUCCCUACCCUCAAUCCUCUCCCUACCCUCAGUCCUCUCCCUACCCUCAGUCCUCUCCCUACCCUCAAUCCUUUCCCUACCGUCAGUCCUCUCCCUACCCUCAGUCCUCUCCCUACCCUCAGUCCUCUCCCUACCCUCAAUCCUCUCCCUACCCUCAGUCCUCUCCCUACCCUCAGUCCUCUCCCUACCCUCAAUCCUUUCCCUACCGUCAGUCCUCUCCCUACCCUCAGUCCUCUCCCUACCCUCAGUCCUCUCCCUACCCUCAAUCCUCUCCCUACCCUCAGUCCUCUCCCUACCCUUAGUCCUCUCCCUACCCUCAGUCCUCUCCCUACCCUCAGUCCUCUCCCUACCCUCAGUCCUCUUCCUACCCUCAGUCCUCACCCUACCCUCAAUCCUCUCCCUACCCUCAGUCCUCUCCCUACCCCACUCCCCUCCCUACCCUCAGUCCUCUCCUACCCUCAAUCCUCUCCCUACCCUCAGUCCUCUCCCUACCUUCAGUCCUCUCCCUACCCCACUCCCCUCCCUACCCCCACUCUCCCCAAUGUUUGGACAGCACAAAGAGACGAGUAUCGGGACAUGAGGUAUGAGAAUAAAGGUGCUGAAGUGGACGAUCCAAAUAGGCAAAGCUGCGAAGCUGUUGGCAGUGCUUACGAGUCUGAUGAGCACUGCAUUCAAUAA